CGACCGCCCACUCACAGCGCUGUUUGGUAGCUGCUGGGAGCCCCAGGGGGUGUCUGACGGUCACCCUGGGUUGUCACCACCCUAUCCUGCCCUUGUUGGCUGCGGUCUGGGGGCCCGGGCCAGCUGGCCUCUGCGGGUUAAUACCCGGGCGCCUAGGGUGGCGCAAGUGCUGGCAACGGGUCAGCUUCCACAGUCACAGCGGCCAAAUAAGGACAUUAACUUCGGCCCAGUAAGAACCUUCUCCGUUACCAGUUGAAUCAAGGCAAAGUGGCUUCUUUUGAAAGCAUAGUUUCAGUAAUACCUUCACGAGAAACCUUAAGACAUUUUGAAAAAAGUUAGUAUUUGGAACCUGACAUUGCUUGGCUAGACGAACCCUAAAUCUAGUCCGGCAUCGUGCUGGGGUUCCGGGGCCUGCGGGAGCACCCGUGCGCUGAAGGAAGGCAAAGGACCACAGAGUUUGCAAAAAGUUUUAUUACAGUUGCUUCUGAACAGUUUUUUUUUUUUUUUUUUUCCUGGUAACCUAGCAGGCAAAGCUCACAUUUUUGAACGAUGACUCACUGCUCCCCAGAUGCCGGCUCUCGGGGUUCGCCCGAGGGGAGGAAGCUGUACGUCGUGGACUCCAUAAACGACCUACACAAGCUCAGCCUCUGUCCCGCCGGGUCACAGCCCCUGUUCCGUAUGUGUGCCCUCCCAGCUUGCUGGCCCUCCCGGCUUCCAGGCCACCUGCAGACGGUCGCUGCUGCCCCCCAGGAGGAGCUCCCGGACACCCGCGACCCGGGACACGGCGGCCGGGGCCUGUUCUUUAUGGGGCUGAUAACUGUGCUGAUUGUCAGCCUGGCGCUGGUCUCCUUCGUGAUUUUUCUAACAGUUCAGACUGGAAACAAGAUGGAUGAUGUGUCAAGAAGACUAACAGCCGAGGGAAAGGACAUAGACGAGCUUAAGAAAAUCAACAGCAUGAUUGUAAAGCUACUCAAUCAACUGGACGCUGAGCAAAACUAAAGAACUGAGCAUCUAAGAGCCGCUGCUAACACCUGAGCUUCGCACUCUUUCUGGGUGUGCGUGCGGUUCUGACCUGGGCACGUGCAUUUCUGCAGGACCCCAAAACAUCUGGUCAGUGACCCCCGCCCUGGGGCCAACUUUCUGCUCUAGGGAGGGGAGCAGCUCCUAGGCAAAGGGGCUGGGGACAGCAGCCUUUAGAAAAGGGCUCGUUUUCUGAAAGGGUCCUCCCGCCCCGUUGGGGUUAGGGGUGGCUGGCGUGGCGGGGAACCAGCAGCGAGCAAGAGAAUUCGCCUCUGUACCUACAACUUCUCUUACAAGAGGAGCUUUGUCAGCAGAGUAAGUUCACUGGGCCGGGGAGGUCCGUGGCACCCCGUGCAGCUUUAUGACUUCCUGGGGGCGCCUAAUGAAGUCAGCGAAUGAUUUGUAGUCAAGAGAACCAGGUGAUAAUUCUUUGCAAUAAAAGAUGUUCUGCUCAGGUGAUUAAA
Molecule: messenger RNA, 1484 nt
Organism: Canis lupus familiaris (dog)
Lineage: Eukaryota; Metazoa; Chordata; Mammalia; Carnivora; Canidae
Gene: LSMEM1
Product: leucine rich single-pass membrane protein 1
Exons: 4
Coding region: 550-999 (149 amino acids)
Source: RefSeq, a predicted model, not a curated record